AUGACUUCAACAUUUGAUGACUUCCUGCUAGUUAUACGAACAUACGGGGCUCGUGAAACGUGGCUCAAAGACAAUCCUCAACUACUAAAUCACGUCUCCAUUUCCGGGUAUGGCAAUGAAUUUAGAAAUCGAGAACAAAUCAGAGGAGGUGGAGUUGGAGCGUAUAUCAAAGAAACUGUGAAAUAUAAAUGGCGCAAGGACAUCGAAUCCAAAUUUAGAACAUUUAUGGCUGGAAAUCCAAGGACGGAACAAACAUAGUCAUCUAUUAUUGGGUACAAUUUAUAGAUCUACUCGAAUAUUGGAUACUCAGCAAUGGCUAGAACAGAUGGAGAACAUGCUGUUGGAACAUCAUGUGAUGUUUACAACAUCAUGGGAUGGCUUGCUGAUCCUUACAGGCGACAUUAACAUUAACUUUCUAAAUUCUGACGCACCUUUGACGAAACAAUAUCUGGACUUAUUAUCAACGUUCGACCUAACACAGCAUGUUAAGAAAGCUACGAGAAUCACACAGACCAGUACAACUCUCAUUGAUCACAUCAUAUCGAACAACUCCAAGUGUAUUACACUCACGGAUGUACUACCGUGCUCAAGUGUCAGUGAUCAUGAUGCACCUUAUGCCUGCAUAAACAUUCGUAUAGAACGUUUCCAACCGCGUUUUAAGUACAUUCGAAGCGAACGUAAUUUUAAGAAGAGUGAAUACAUUCAGGACUUUGAUCACUCCCAUUUAACAUCAUCUAUGCAAUCGAAGAUCCUGAUGAGAAACUGGACAUAUUUAACAAACUCGUUGGCGACUGUAUUGAGCGUCACGCUCCUCUGAAACGUACGAAGAUCACCCGCCCUCCUGUGCCAUGGUUACAUGAUGAUAACAUCCGAGAUCUUCAAAAACAAAGAGAUUCGUUGCGCCACGAAGCCCACACACUCAACACAACUGAUGUCUGGCAAGCUUUCCGUGAUGUACGCAACCGGUUGAAGACGAAAAUCAAAGAAGCAAAGAAGUCGUUUGUCAACAAGGCUUUUUCAAGCUCCAAAUCGAAAGAAAUCUGGCGUGUUAUACAUCGCGUCCUAAAUCCAUCACCACAACCUCUGAGAGUUGACGUUGACGAUUUAAACAAAUUCUUCGCAACUACAGCCCAGCGCACGACAGGAAAUACUGAAACCGACGUCAAAGAAGACCUGCUCAGUUUUGUUGAUACACUACAACCAAACGUUAGUGAUGAUGCAGCAUUUCCUUUACGACCAGUUACGUUGAAUGAGGUUCUGCGUGAAACCAAAGGCAUCAGAUCCGAUACAUCUACCGGGCCAGACCAACUACCUGCAAAGUAUCUCAAGAUUGUUGCGCAGCUCAUCGCUGGUCCACUAACUCACAUCAUCAACUCCUUUGUAGCUGUAUCGUCAUUUCCUGAUGCUUGGAAAGUCGCUAGGAUCACUCCAAUACCUAAGAGUAAUAACUUUAAUUUGAACAGUAAUAUGCGUCCCAUAUCAAUACUGCCAGUUCUUUUGAAGGUAUUUGAAAGGCUUACACACUAUCAAUUGGUUGAGCACAUUGACUCCCAAAAGCUGUUGAAAGAAAACAUAUCCGGCUUUAGGAAAGGUCAUUCAACUACCACAGUUCUGCUAGAUAUUAGAAACGACAUACUUCAUGCAAUGAAGCGUGGGGAAGUUACACUCAUGGUCCUAGCUGACUUUUCGAAAGCCUUUGACACCAUUAAAUACAAAACUGUGUUAACGAAACUCAAUCAAUUAGGUUUCUCAAAUGAAUAUCUUAAAUGGUCGGUGAAUUACCUAACUGGAAGACGGCAUUUCGUCCAAAUUGACGACAAAACAUCCGGCUUGUGUCCAGUCAACUUCGGCGUUCCCCAGGGGUCUAUAUUAGGGCCAUUAAUCUCUAAUCUAUAUGUUGCUGACCUUCAAUCGUACAUCAAAGACAAAUGUCAUCAAUACGCCGACGACACAACCCUUUACACUCAUUGCAAACCCGAGAGUCUCCAAGAUGCGGUAGCUGAUAUACAGUCAAGUGUUCGCAAGUUGGAAGAAUGGUCGAGUGAAGCCAACCUGGUCAUCAAUCCAUCAAAGAAAACAGUCAUGAUGCUGUCCACUGCACAACUGGCUUCCUCCCAUUCUCUGAAUGAUGCCUCCAUCAAUAUCGAAAUCAAUGGCACACACGUAGAGCGAGUUAAAUCUACAAAGUUACUAGGGUCUUACAUUCACGAACACCUUAAAUGGGAAGAGAAUGUUAAAAACAUCGCCUCAUCCUGUUACUCCACCCUUGCCACGCUCAGAAACUAAAAAACAGUUUACCAUUCAAAAUCUGUAAGAACUUAGUACAGGCUCUUGUCUUAUCUAAACUAUACUAUAACGACGUAAUUUACCAUUCACUGCCAGAGUACUUACAGAAACGCCUACAAAGGGUACAGAAAGCAGCAGCUAGUUUCGUGUUAGGUAAAUUCGCUAGACCAGCGGACGUAUUAUCGUUAAACUGGUUGCCUAUCAAGGAACAACGUGAAUGGAACGUUCUAAAAUUAAGUUACAAAGCGCUUUACGAUGAAAAUUGGUCAAGUUACCAAAAGCUACAAUUGGUUCAACAUUCUUCGAGUUCUGAGAUCAAGCAAAGGCUCUCAGCUUCAAGUCCCUUUAAUUAAGAACACAUUACAGGACCAAUCAGCACUUCUUUUUAACCAAUUACCAGAAGAAAUUAGGAACUGCAGAGACUACAGGGUAUUCUACAAUGAGACCAAAAAUUUCUUAGUCUUGAAAGCAUGGUCAAGACUUGGAUAAUCUUAGUAAGAAAUAUUUAAAUGUAUAUAGUUUCGUAAAGUUUUGUUCUAACUUAGUUAAUUUCGUAAUUUUGUAAGUAAUAUUUUGUCCUGUCGAACACGUUAUAUAUUCAAAGUUAUAUUGCAGUAAUGUUCGUAAAAUAGUUUAUAGACUUUAUGAAUACUUUAUAAUUUAUAUAAUUUGGUAAGUGAAGAGCCACUCUGUGGAUAUAUUACCAAUAAAUCAUUAUUAUUAUUAUUAUUAUUAAAUCAAAACAUCUCGCUAUUUCGUUGCAAUUCCACAUCUCAUCAAUAAAUAAAUUCUUUUGGUCUAAGUAUCAGGAUAGACAUUAAUACUAAAUAAAUAACAGAGGUAUACAGAUUUUCUUGUAAGUUUAAAAUAAUAUUGCCACACUGCACAAGUGGCAAGUGUGCUUUCUUUGGCAAGUCUAUGAGUUGAAUAUUGAAAUCUGAUCCAACUUGCUUGAAUUGUAACUUGACACCAGAUUAUAGAGUAGAAUGUCACGAUAUAAAUAUUAAGAGUUCUAUUUACGGUUUCUUGUUGCAAAUUUACAGUAAAUUUAUUCAUCCAAAGUUGCAAUUUUAAAACGCUACAAACACGCUCCUUUCUCACCCCUCUCAGAGUUACAAUUAAAUUUACCUCACAGCAUCUGGGAGACAUGUGACCAGCUGCAGCCAGGGUCUCUCCCAGAUGACAGAAGGAGAGACCCUGGGAACGAGGUUGUGUGUGUUCUUUUAUGCCUGACUAAAAGAACUUCCAGUUGAAAAUCUUUUACUAUUACAAACAUCGCAUUCAAAAGGUUGGUCUUUUAUUCCUGAAUUAACAAAUGAAUACUGUAUUUAAAAAGCUUCAAAACAAGUCAAUCAAUUUCAAAGAAUGCCAAAUCAGUUCAGCACUAAUUUCAUUUCCAAAACAGCAUUCAUUAGGCUAUAUAAAAUAAAUUCCUUGAUACUCAUCACAGCCCGAUGGUAUUUGAACUUCCACAUUAAUAUAUUUUUGUAUUUUGUUAUAAAAUAUAAAUGUACUGCCUCAACCAAGCACCUAGAGAUUUAUUUAUUUUUUAUGUUUGAACUUUUGUGAUAAAAUUGUUUUAUCGCCAUGGGCUUAUUACAACAAUUUGUGUAGACCCUUGUGUAUGUUCAUUAAUGCAUGUGCAAUUCUUCACUCAGUAUAGCAGCAUUCUUCUAUUCUUGGCUUUCACUAUGGCGUUUUGCAAUGAAUCUGACGGUCGUCAACUUCAAAUGUAUUGAUGCUUAUGCCAUACUGGAGUGAAAAAUUGAUAUGAAAUUCUAUGUAUUUACCACCAAACAUAAGGCUAAUACAUAAAAUGAACAAUCAACUCACUCUGUUACCUGUAUUUUGUAUUAGAGUUGACCCCUCCCCCUCCCAUCACUUUUGUGUUGUCAUAUAAAACCCAAGAAUAAUCAGCUUGAUCUUUUCACAAAAUUAAGGUUGUCUUAAUUGUAAAAAUCGUUCAAAUUAAGACAUUGCCUUAAUUUGAACCCUAACCCCCACCCAACCCCCUAAUCUUAAUCUCACGCUAAUCUAAAACUGAUGACCUUUUUCUUUCUUUUAAAUCUAAAUAUGACGACUUUUUUUUAAAUAUUCCCAUAGUAAUUUAUCUCAAAUAACGGUCUAUUUCUUGUUCUAGAAGGAACCUGGACGUCGCAGGUGCUUAAUUAUCAAAGGGGAAAGACAAACAGUUUACCUAGAUUAACACGAAGGAGAAUAAGCAUGGGGGGUCUCCCCCAGAAAAUUUUCAGAUUUUGCAUCUCGCACAACAGAAUUUUCAGCAUAUUUUGAAGUGCAUUUCCUUGGAAAAUGCCGUAUUUUUAGGAUUUUUUAGAAAUAUUAAGCCGUUUCCUUCACAUUUCCUUCAAUAUUUCUUUCAAUCUUCCAAAAUGUCCUUCAAAUUUCCUUCAGAUUCGAAUUUCCUUAUAAUUUUCUUGGACUAGAAUUGACUACAAUUUUGUGCAAAAAUUUUUGAGACUUCUAGAUUUCUCCCCGAAAAACAAUGUUGUUGUCACGAUACCAGCACAUAUGGUUCGCUGAAAAGUUUUACUCAACAUUGUCAAUGGGGGGAGGGGUAAAUAGUCAAUGGAAAAUUGAAGUAUACGGGUAUAGAUAUGUCAAGAUAGAAAAAAUGUUCAAAACACAUAAUGUCUCAUUAUUUUUGCUCCUGAUUGUCUGUGCCCUCUAGGGUAUAAUAAGGCGAUCUACAUUCAAUAGAUUUUGUCAAAAAGCUAUGAAUGGCAUUAAAAAAUGAUUAAUUACUAUUAUACGAGUCUGACGUUUUAAUUAGCAAAAAUACCAUCUUGAAGUUUGUUUACAUGUGGUUAAUUUGAAUUCUUCGUAUUGUAAUAUUAUUCUUGUACAAAAUGGUGGGGAGAUGUUUUUAUUAAGGCCUUUGGAGCUGUUGUUCAACACGUUCAGUAACCCAGCAUCUACAAAUAUGCAUGGGUGGGAGCUGAUAACGCCAAAGUUAUUUGGCUCAACAACUUUAGAUGGUCAAGACAGCUGA
Messenger RNA from Paramuricea clavata, 5296 nucleotides. The record is from the annotation of a GenBank genome assembly. Lineage: Eukaryota; Metazoa; Cnidaria; Anthozoa; Malacalcyonacea; Plexauridae.